AUGUCUUCCAAGCCCGUUCAGCCUUCAGACCGUGCCCUUCGCACCCGUAUCACCAAACCAGUGUCCGCUCCUGCACCCAGUGCUGUCCAAGUCACCACAGCCGCCAAGAAACGGCCGUCCAAGGCCGACCGUGAUGCUCAGAAGGAUGCCAACGAAGCCCGGAUGCCGUCAACCAUCCAGCGCCUUGCAACAGUUGAGCACGAAGAGCAGCAACGCCAACGUCAAGCGUCGCAGCUCAAGCCAAUGCCGAAGAAGGUGCCACGUCCUGCUGCGAAGCAGGACACGUCAGCUCAAGCCAGUACGAAGACGUCAUCUCAAACCUCAAAGCCCAAGUCUACUUCGACCAAAGGACUCACCAAUCCUGCAAGCUCUAAGAAGUCUGCUCAAGAUGCACAGCCAGCGACCAAGACCGUGAUGCUGAGGAGGGAGAAAUCGUCAACACGUAAGGACAUCGACGGAGCGCGUCAACAACUUGAUGGGAACGUCAUCACUGCGCCGCGCCAUCAGCAAGAUACCAUGAAUGGUAAAGUCCCGGUCAAUGCUAAUGAUGUUCCCCAGCCCGGCACCCAGGUCCAGUUCCUCAAGCGCGUCGCCAGCUGGACCAAUGGCGUUGCUCAAGAGGGACGAAAGACUUCGUCAUCCACGUCUGCUUCCGGAUCCAUGGCAGGCCGAAGGACCGUGAGCACUGCACCAAGCACUGUUCGCAGCAAGGUCAGCAGCACCAAGUCAAGAGCACCCAUCAACAUUGUGCAGAACGAGCAAGAUGACGAUACACCGGGCGCUGGUAUUCACACCGAGGAUGAUGCCAUCACUGUGGCAAGAGAACGGAGUGCCAUUACUUCGGAAACUAGACAGGCUAUCAUUAUGGUCAAUACUACUGACGACACGACUCUGCCCUUGCCCAUAUCCCCACCAACUGUGUCUCGACAGCUCAAGCGGAAAGCAGCUGCUCUCGACCUAGACGAGGGCAGCAGCACAGAAUUUGAGCUUCCGAGUGCGGACUCUGAUCUCGACCCCAACUAUACCGAGGCGCAGGUGCUGCCGAGUUUCUCGGACCCUCCGACACCCAUCUAUUACGCGGAAGGAGGUGAAGACGGAGGUGUCGAAGAACCCAUGGACCAGGACCAGGACCAGUACACAUCCGGCGAGGAUAGGGACGAUGGUGCAGAGGACGAGCUCAUGGCCGAGGGUGAAGAGGCUGGCAGCCAGAUGGAGAACGAUGAUGGCGAGGAGAACGGCGAGGGCGAGGAGAACAACGAUGGCGAGGAUGAGGAGGCCUCGACCCAUCGCACCACCAAAGACAUGAAUGCCCAGGUUUCCGCACCUGUCCAGCGUGCUACCAAGCGGCCCCGUGUCACUCCUUGCGACUCCACUGGUGAAGGCUCUGGCAACUUGGGCGGUAAACGCCGGGUGUGGGUGCUUUCUGAUCUCCCCCCUGGUGCCUGCGACAACGGACGCUGGGGCAACGAGUUCCUUCCGACUAUUGUCCACUAUUUCGGCGACAGCGAUACGGUCUGGAACAAUUCUGACUCCGACAUCAUGGACGCCAUCAAGAAGGCAUGGCAUGCAGUUUAUGGCAAGCCUCUCCCUCAAAACGAAACGCUCACUGGUGCAGUUUUCGGCCUGACGAAGAAGAAGCUGGUGGAGUGGCGGAGCGCUUUUGGAUCUACGGCCAUUGCAGCCCUCAUCGCGUCCCUCGCGCAGCAUGCCAAGUUUACUUACGAGGAUCAGAAGGAGUUCGCGGAGGGACAGAUUUGGGAGGACCAGUUUCUCAACUCGGGCAAGAAUAGUGCGGGGCGGCCUGCCGGUAUGCUGCUCGGCGAGUUCUUCCAGAUUGUUCUCGCCUCCCACCAGCUCGCAAUCCAAGGCCGAGUGCACGUCCCAGAAUUCGUUCUGAAGCGGAAGGACUCUCAGGAUCAGGCAAUCUAUGCGCCUAUCGCUGCGUGUGUUCUAGCUGCCGCCACCUGUUCCCGUGCCCUCAUCUUGGUUCGCAACGCCUCCUUCGGCGACAUUGACAAAGCCCUCGGCCGUGUCAAUGUCGUCGUCCCUCCGACCCUGUCCAGUGUCAACAAGGCCAAGAAGAGCUUCGACGCCGUCAAGAAGCAAGAGAAGGCCCGCACCAAGAAAGAACGCGAGGAACGCGGGAAGGCGAAGGAGCAGGACGCUGAGAAGGACAGGGCGAUAGAGGAGGACGAGGAGGACGAGGUGGACGAGGAGGAGGAGGAGCUCGAUGAUGAGGGGUCGAUCCUUCCAUUCUCGAAGGAUCACAACGAGGACGCGACGUUCAACUAUGCGUACCUCAUCAAUCGAUGCCCAAACGAGCGGCUUGCCGAGGCGCUGGCGAUGUCGUCGAAGUACAUCGUCGUCCCUCGCAGGCUCAAGAACUCGAGCGUCAGUCAGGCCAAGCAGCACUUUGAGCCCAAGCUCGACGAGCGCGCCUUCCGGGAGAUCAAUCGUAAGUCCCCUAGUCUGCUAUCGAUACUCUGUCUAAUACUUUGGUUCCAGUAUAAACUCCUCCCGCCUCGUCUCGUUCAGCUCUCGCUUUCUUCGUCGAUGCCCGGAACUUGA
This is a messenger RNA of Coniophora puteana RWD-64-598 SS2, 2568 nucleotides long. RefSeq lists its product as uncharacterized. The transcript has 8 exons. The coding region runs from base 1 to 2568 and encodes 855 amino acids. Lineage: Eukaryota; Fungi; Basidiomycota; Agaricomycetes; Boletales; Coniophoraceae. The record is from RefSeq and is a predicted model, not a curated record.